GUCCGAGCAAUUCACGGUGGCUCUUCUCUCUCCUCCCACCUUACAUUUCCUUUGGCUGGACUCUACCCUCUAGGCUCAUUCUUGUCGCCCUGGACACUCCUUCUGUCCUUUCCCAGGAGAGUGGCAACUGAGGGUGCUGAGUCCCAGCAGGCACGGAAGCUAGACUCUACUAUUUCUCCGCUCUACAGGUCCUCCUGGCUCAACCCGAACAUGUUGGACGGCUUGAAGAUGGAAGAGAACUUUCAAAGUGCAAUUGAGACCUCGGCCUCCUUCUCCUCUUUGCUGGGCAGAGCGGUGAGUCCCAAGUCUGUCUGCGAGGGCUGUCAGCGGGUCAUCUCGGACAGGUUUCUGCUGCGGCUCAACGACAGCUUCUGGCACGAGCAAUGCGUGCAGUGCGCCUCCUGCAAAGAGCCCCUGGAGACCACCUGCUUCUACAGGGACAAGAAGCUCUAUUGCAAGUACCAUUACGAGAAACUGUUUGCUGUCAAAUGUGGGGGCUGCUUCGAGGCCAUUGCACCCAAUGAAUUCGUCAUGCGUGCCCAAAAGAGCGUGUACCACCUGAGCUGCUUCUGCUGCUGUGUCUGUGAGCGACAGCUACAGAAGGGUGAUGAGUUUGUCCUGAAGGAGGGCCAGCUGCUCUGCAAAGGGGACUAUGAAAAGGAGCGGGAGCUGUUGAGCCUGGUGAGUCCCGCAGCGUCAGACUCAGGCAAAAGUGAUGAUGAGGAGAGUCUUUGCAAGUCAGCCCAUGGGGCAGGGAAAGGAGCAUCAGAGGACGGCAAGGACCAUAAGCGACCCAAACGUCCCAGAACCAUCUUGACCACUCAGCAGAGGAGAGCGUUCAAAGCCUCGUUUGAAGUAUCCUCCAAGCCCUGCAGAAAGGUGAGGGAGACACUGGCUGCAGAGACAGGGCUGAGUGUCCGUGUGGUUCAGGUGUGGUUCCAGAAUCAGCGAGCCAAGAUGAAGAAGCUGGCCCGACGGCAGCAGCAACAGCAACAGGAUCAACAGAACCCCCAGAGGCUGAGUUCUGCUCAGACAAAUGGUAGUGGGAAUGCUGGCAUGGAAGGGAUCAUGAACCCCUAUACAACGUUGCCCACCCCACAGCAGCUGCUGGCCAUUGAACAGAGCGUCUACAACUCUGACCCCUUCCGACAGGGUCUCACCCCACCCCAGAUGCCUGGAGAUCACAUGCACCCUUAUGGUGCCGAACCUCUUUUCCAUGACCUGGAUAGCGACGAUACAUCUCUCAGUAACCUGGGUGACUGCUUCCUGGCAACCUCCGAAGCUGGACCCCUGCAGUCCAGAGUGGGAAACCCCAUUGACCAUCUGUAUUCCAUGCAGAAUUCCUAUUUCACCUCUUGAGUCUUCUAGAAUUUUGUGGCUGGGCUCCCAUAUGGAGCAACCAUACUGUGUAAGAGGUUGCUGAUUUUAGGAUGAGGAGGCCAGAGAAAAGGUGGGCUGGGGAGGGAGGUUUGUUGGGGAUGCUGUUGUUUAAUUAUAUGGUGUAGCUCAGCAUUUCCAAAGACUGAAUACAUUAUGGAUCACAUAGUUUAAUGUUUCUAAUAAGAAUCUUAGUGUUAGAUAUGAAGAUGUGUUUAUCAUUAAGGACAGGGUCUUUUAAUAUAGACAUUCUCAAGCAAACUAGAUACCUAGGGACUCCUAACAGCUUCCCACCAUUCUGGAGAAGUGCUUGUCAAGAGGUGCUGUAUGUCUAUUCAUCUAUACACCAAUAGACAGACAGAUAGAUGUAUGUAUGUGUGUGUGUGUAUGUGUGUGUAACCUUUCAUACUUUAUCAUCAAAGUUUAUUCCUAAUUAUAACAGACACCAACUGUACAGCAAAAGUAACUUUAUUUUCAGUGUGAACUAUAUUUAAGGAAAUGCUUGAUGCACUUAAGUUAUAAAAUGAGAUAAUUUACUUUUAUAAACUUUAUUUUUAGUUUGGAGAGAUUCAUCGGCAGGGCAGAGAGGGCUGCUCCACCUGGCCCCACAGCUUUGAGUGCUUGAGUUCGUUCUAUGAUCAGAAUAUCAUCGAUGUUUAGAAGAACAACUCCAGAUGGCAGGCAGCAAUGCUAUAGUGAACUCAUGCUUACUCUGGUGUCAAGUCACUGGGCCUGAAUGUGAUUUUAGGCUUCUUGGCAUGGGCAAGAAAAUCUUGGUUGGGCAGCAUCAGCAAGGUUGUCUCUACCCCCAGAUUCAGCCUUGAUGAGUGUGGAUGAAGUUGAUAGCCACACCUACCUCCUUCUCUCUGAGUGUGGAUGAGGUGGUUGCCACACUUACCUCCCUACGGAUACUAAGGCUCUACACCAGGACAUGAUGGAGGUUGAAACUAAAAUAAAUCUGAUAUGAUUUAAAAUAUAACCAGAUCAUGUACCUGAUGAUAAAGGAUACUUGGGGCCACAGAGCAGGAAGUUCUGGUACCCCAAGUCCUAUAUCUCUGCACAGCCCACAUAGCCACAUGACAGAGAGACAGCUCUGAGAGGGUGGAGACAACGCUCCAUCUGAGAAGGUGGAAGAGGCAUGGUAGAUGGAAUUCUAAAGCAAGUGUUGGCUUGCACAUCUGUUUUUUUUUUUUUUUUUAAAUUUAUUUUGUUUUGUUCUUACGUUUUUGGAAAGUCAUUUAAAAAUGACUGUAUGCACCCCCCAAAAACCGGAAUUACUUGUGAUCUCUGUCUCUUUCUUGAGGGUCCAUAGUCUAGAGGUCCUGGUCAUAAACAACCUCAUGGAGUUCAUAGAAGCAGAAGGGACCAGGCAGGUACCCAAGACUCUUCCUUUCAGCUCACUUUGCUGACCCUGAGCAGAGGAAGACCCAGAAGCCAUUGUACACAGGGACAAUUCUAUGUCCUGGUCUCCAUUGUAUAUGAGGACAAUUCCAUGCCCUGAUCUCCAAAUAUGGUGCUAGGACAGGAUCUUCUGUGUUAGAAUUCUUCUGGGGAAGCAGAAUGAGUAGGGGAAAUACAGAAGGACUCCACUGACAGGGCCUGUGACAGGCAUGAUGUCAUGCCUGGAGACAUCAUCAGAGCCAUGAAUAUGCCCACAUAUCCACUUCAUUCUCUGCAAGGCCAGAGGAAGCAUGUCCCUUAGUGGUAGAGUGUGUGUUGUGUGAUUUUUGUGCUCUUCUUCAUAAUUUAUACAAACCAUCAGGAAACCCAAACCAGUCUGUCUACUGAGAAUGAGGCAGGUGUAGGUGGCACGGAUGGUGUCUGUGUGACUGAUUGGUUGGAGAAUGUAGCAGAUAUUAUGUGAAUGAAAGAAAACAGAGAUCCUUAAUUCUACUCUCUAAUGACAUACCGAGAUGAAAUUAAAAGCCUCUU
Arvicanthis niloticus (Nile rat) is the source of this 3309-nucleotide messenger RNA. It is a transcript of the gene Lmx1a, whose product is annotated as LIM homeobox transcription factor 1 alpha. Gene Ontology annotation, cellular component: nucleus. Lineage: Eukaryota; Metazoa; Chordata; Mammalia; Rodentia; Muridae. Gene Ontology annotation, biological process: neuron differentiation; regulation of transcription by RNA polymerase II. The record is from RefSeq and is a predicted model, not a curated record. Gene Ontology annotation, molecular function: RNA polymerase II transcription regulatory region sequence-specific DNA binding; DNA-binding transcription factor activity, RNA polymerase II-specific.